GCUGGGGCUGAGGCUGGGGCUGGUGAUGCUGCGGCUGGGCCGGCUUGCCAGGCUUGGGCGGAGGCCGAGGGAUGGCGAAUGUGCGGGUGGCCGUGAGGGUGCGGCCCCUCAGCCAGAGGGAGACCAAAGAAGGAGGAAGAAUUAUUGUGGAAAUUGAUGGCAAAGUGGCAAAAAUCAGGAAUUUAAAGGUGGACAGCCGAUCAGAUGGCUUUGGCGACACCCGGGAGAAGGUUGUGGCAUUCGGCUUUGAUUACUGCUACUGGUCAGUCAACCCAGAGGACCCCCAAUAUGCAUCUCAGGAUGUGGUGUUCCAGGAUUUGGGGACUGAAGUACUGAAUGGAGCUGCCAAAGGCUAUAACAUCUGCCUUUUUGCCUAUGGACAGACAGGCUCUGGGAAGACAUACACCAUGCUGGGGACCCCGGCCUCUGUCGGGCUGACGCCGCGGAUAUGUGAGGGUCUCUUCGUCAGGGAGAAAGAAUGUGCCCCGCCGCCAUCCUCCUGUAGGAUAAAAGUAAGUUUUCUGGAAAUCUAUAACGAACGAGUGAGGGAUCUGUUGAAGCCAUCUGAUCAAAAAAAAUCCUAUACCCUGCGGGUCAGGGAGCACCCAGAGAUGGGGCCCUAUGUUGAAGGUUUAUCUCAACAUGUAGUUACCAACUAUAAGCAAGUAAUUCAACUCUUGGAGGAGGGAAUAGCAAACAGAAUCACAGCAGCUACCCAUGUUCAUGAGGCCAGCAGCAGAUCCCAUGCCAUCUUCACUAUCCACUACACACAGGCGGUCCUGGAGAAUAACCUCCCCUCUGAAGUCGCUAGCAAGAUCAACCUUGUGGACCUAGCAGGCAGUGAAAGAGCAGACCCCAGUUACUGUAAGGACCGGAUCACUGAAGGAGCCAAUAUCAACAAGUCUCUCGUGACUCUGGGAAUUGUCAUCUCCACCUUAGCCCAGAACUCUCAAGUAUUCAGCAGCUGCCAGAGCCUUAGCAGUGUAACCAGAAAUGGCGGUGACAGUGGGAUUUCCAGCUCUUCUGGGACCAGCAUUGGAGGAGGACCCUCUCGGAGGCAGUCCUAUAUCCCAUACCGGGACUCCGUGUUGACCUGGCUGCUGAAGGACAGCCUUGGAGGCAACUCCAGAACCAUCAUGGUUGCCACUGUGUCUCCUGCACACAGUAGCUACAGUGAAACCAUGAGCACACUGAGAUAUGCAUCCAAUGCCAAGAACAUCAUCAACAAGCCACGGGUGAAUGAGGAUGCAAACGUAAAGUUGAUCAGAGAACUCAGGGAAGAGAUCAGAAGACUGAAAGCUGUGCUUCUGAGCUUCGAACUGUCUUUCCCUUAUCUGCAUCUGAUGUCCCCUCACAAGAGUAAGGGUGGGACCAUGAAACACAACUCUUUCUCUGUGCAGAGAAACUUCAUUUCAUUGAGUGAGAAGGAUGGGAAUCUGAAGGAGCUGGUUCUCCAGAACGAACUGAAGAUAGACCAGCUGACUAGAGACUGGACUCAGAAGUGGAAUGAGUGGAAAGCCCUCAUGGAGCAUUACAGAGUGGACAUCAACCGAAGGAGGGCUGGGGUUGUCAUCGAUUCCAGCCUGCCUCACCUGAUGGCCUUGGAGGAGGAUGUGCUCAGCACAGGUGUCGUUCUCUAUCACCUCAAGGAGGGGACAACAAAAAUAGGAAGGAUUGACUCAGAGCAGGAACAGGAUAUUGUCCUGCAGGGUCAAUGGAUCGAGAGGGACCACUGCACUAUCACCAGCGCCUGUGGGGUCGUCGUUCUGCGGCCUGCCCAGGGGGCCCGUUGCCUAGUCAAUGGCCGGGAGGUCACUGCCUCCUGCCGUCUGACCCAAGGAGCAGUCAUAACCCUGGGGAAAGCACAGACAUUCCGAUUCAACCACCCAGCAGAGGCCGCUGUCCUUCGGCAGAGAAGGCAGGUCGGAGAGGCUGUUGGUGGUAGUGGCUCUUUGGAGUGGCUGAACUUGGAUGGGGAUGUCACUGCCUCCAGGUUGGGUCUCUGCUCUCUGCUUGGGAAGAAAAGGAAAGUGCUGGGGGAGCAGAGUGACGAGGAACAGCUACCCAGGGCUGGAGAGACGCCUCAAAGGGCCGAGAUUCAGCAGCAAGAUUCGAGGCAGCGAAUCCUAGCGCAGCAGAUUAGAGCCAAACAGGACCUGGAAUUCGAGCAGGCACCCGUCAGCUGGCAGAUUAAAGAAGACCAGCAGUGGCUGCUCAGAGAAGAGACCUGGCUGGCCAGCUUGCAGCAGCAGCAACAGCAAGACCAUAUAGCAGAGAAAGAACUUGAGGCCUCUGUGCCCACUCAUUCUUGGCUUCAGACAUAUCCUGAGACUCAAUCGUCCCCACUGGUCAGAAGCCAGAAGAGGGCGGUGCCACUUCAGCUCCUGCGGAGACGAGCUCUUCGGGCAGCAGAGAGGAACGUAAGGCGAAAAAAGGUCUCAUUCCAGCUCGAGAGAGGCAUCAAGAAGCGGAGGCUGCUGGAGACCCAGAAGAGACUGGAGCAGCUCAAGGCAUUGUACUGGCUUCAGGAUGAGGGUUCCCAGGAGCCCCCACACCAGGUCCCCAGCCCUGAUGCCUUCCCAGGACAUCAAUGUAGAAGCAGAUCGACAAGUAGCAGCUUUUUGAGCCUCCGAGAGCUCUGCCUCCGGUACUUGCCCCAGCUACGCAGUGUUUUCCUGAAUCGGGAUCCCUCUAGCACAUUACCUCCUAUACCCGACUCUACUGAUCAGACAUCAGAGAAAACCCAAUCAGAAGAGUCUUUGUCCCAGGCUGCUUCUUAUCCUCCAAGGACAGGGAAUUUCAGCAACAAUGUCCUCUGUUCCUUGGGUGAGGGGCAGCUCUGCACAGCCAGGGCGGCCAUGGCCGGGAGGAGAGCCUGGGCCUCAGGCACCCGCUUCAGCAUGAGCUCUAUGUCUUCCAGCAACCAGGAGAGGGGGAGCGGGAGUCAGCAGCCCCACUGGGUGGUAUCCCAGAGCUUAGCCUCUCUGGGCCAACCAGCUAACAUGCUGAAGCCAAGGGAUGAGCCAGAGGCCCUCACGCCUUCCACCCAGGCCAGGAGGACUAAGAGACUGUCAGACUCUGGCCACGGACCAGCAGGGUGGCAAAAAGAAGGGGACCUUGAGACCCAUAAGGCUGCUGACGGAGCCAGUUGCAGUUGCCCACAUCCCUGUGGACCCAGACAGGCAGCUGGGCCUGGAAAGGCAGCCAGAACUUUUUGGAAAGAAUCCCAACCACCUUCUCCAAAUAGGGCAUCGAAAGGGCAGAAGAAGGUGCUGGCAACUAAGGUCAGAGACAUUACCAAAAAGUCCUCUCAUUUGCCUCAUGGCAGCCCUUUGAAGAGGCAACACAGUGCAGGGAGCCCAGACACCAUGGCCUCACUCACAGAUGCCGGCCCAGUGGAGGAUCCCACAGGAGGAAAAGAUGGCGAUUUAUCGGAUGCAGAUAGCAGUUACUCAGUGGAUUCUCUCUCCUGUGUCUGUGCCAAAGCCCCGACGGAGCCACGGAAGCCAGGGCACCCCCCGAGGAGGGAAUGGCAUCUCCCAGAGUCAGAGAACACUGAAAGUGACAACAGCCAAAUAUCUGAGGACUCGCUGACCGAGAAGGGGAACCAAAGUCCACAGGACAGCCCAGGGGACAGUUAUCUUACCAAUGGCCAUGGCGACCCCAGGGCCAGAGCUAGAGCAUCUAUGAGGCGCUUCACCACAUCCUCAGACAGGGGCCUGUUUGCCCAGGCUCACAGGAGCUUUUCGCUGGAUAGCCUGAUUGACGCUGAGGAAGAACUCGGGGAAGAUCAGCAGGAAGAGCCUUUCUUCAGUUCAGCCGAUGAGAUGCCAACAGAGACGUUUUGGCGCCUGCAGACCUCCAGGCUGCCCGUAGUGAGCCAGGAGGCAAUGUGCAGGCUUGGUCCCAUCCCCCACAGAAAAGGAGCCAGGCUAGAUGCCAUCCUGCCAAUGAGCAGUUCAUUUUACCUUGAUUCCCAGCCCCUGCCCCGCUGUGCACAGCCUGAGUCGGAGGUGGAGGCGAGGUCCUCUGAGCAAGCCACCACUCUGCAAAGCAUGCCGCUUUCAAGAGGGAGCCCUCUGUUGUCCAUGGAUUCCUGGUUUUCCUGUGACUCCAAGAUCAAUCCCAACAGCCCCCUGGGAAUAGUGGGUUCUUUAUGUCCAAGUCCUGAUGUCCAGGAAUUUCAGCCCAAUGGUCGGGAGAGGCCUGGAUUCUGGCCAAAGAUGGAAGAACUAAAGCCAUCGGGUACAGAAGCAGUCCUGCCCUAUACUUCCAAACUGCCCCCUGGUGGUGCGGAGCUGCCCUGCAGUGUCAGAGCUGUGUACAAUAUUCCUGCUUCUGAUACAUCCAGGUUGUCCCUCUGGGGGUCAUACAGGCUUCUUCAGUCUCGAGUUGAUGGCAUCUUUCAGGCCAGAGGUGUCUCUGACCCAGCCCAGCAGGGUAACUCUGAAACAUCCAACAACUCGAGUGUAUCGAGUGUGCUGCCUGCCUCUGCCACCUCAUUUACUUACGUAGGCAGCGCCUGUGAGAGGGACUGGGCUGCCCUUCAGCAAAAGUACCUCCUUGAACUAUCUCAUCCUGUGUCGGAGGCCAUAGGAGAACCCAGGCCAGCUUUCACCUCCCUCGAGGAAGACUCUGGUUCCCUGACCCCAGUUUCUAGCAGAGGAGCAGAUACUGUAUUGGUAGUUGGUUCUGGGCUAUCUAGCAGUUUGAAGUUCAACAACUUUCCUAUCCAUAUACCCAAAAUUAGGCAUUUGAGGGCAGAGAAAGAACAGGACAGUUUGGGUGUCGAGUUAGAAGGCACGUCAGAUUUCUUUACAACUAGUGAGAAAGAGGUGAGUUGCAGUGGAAAUUAUUCAGCAGACAUAGAAUCAUUGACUUCUGGAGCUACAAAUGCACAGGUCUUUGCAGCAGAGAACAAGGUGGCAAAUUCCAUGAUGGGAGCAUGUGAAAUCAAACAGAACCACUUGGAAGAGUCCUCUCAGAGUAGCGGGAGGAAGCCUGGAACGAUGACUUCCUCUGAUGAAUGUUUCUUCCUGAAGAACCAUUGUCACAGUAAUGUCACCAUAGCCACCAAAGAAGAUCCUCGGCCCCAAAGUUGUGCUCCUCUCAGGAAGAAUAGUACAGGCCUGGCAGGGCCAGUAAAUCACAACAGCCACCUCCCCCAACAGGAAGAGGAGGCAGACUGCCAGGAGAGCUCCCAGGAAGUGGUGGGAAGACACGCCAAUCUUUCCUUUGCCUUUCCGUCAGGCCCAGAGCUGUACCUGCACUCUGCUCCUUGGAAUUCAUGCCCGUCUUCCCUGCAGCCACCUCCCUUAGAAACAUUCUACGUGACCAAAAGCCGGGAUGCCCUGACGGAAACGGCCUUAGAGAUCCCGGCUUGCAGAGAAGCCAGAGUGCCUUCCCCACCCCCCAGGGAGGCCUGGGGCUUUGGUCAGGACUACCAAGCCCUCCAGAAUGUUUAUUUAAAGAAUAAUUUGCCGGUGCUGUUACAAAAACAGAAUGCCAAGAUUGCCUCAUUGCAGCAGGUCACAGUGGAGAGGCCACUUGAUCUGAACACCACGGAGGUUAGUGGCGAAAUAGGGAAAUGCGCUGGAAGCCAUAAUUCAGUAUAUUUUUUUGUUGCUCAGAACAGACAUUUUCUUACAUCUGCCAGCACGAAAGUAUGUGAAUAUGAAAAUCAAUUUGGAAAUUUAAAUAAACACUGUCUUCCGGCACUCGAGGGAGAAAAGACCACAGUACAGUCCAGUUGCACUGUUUCCUCGGACAGUUCUGGGUCUGGGAAGCCGCUUUUUGUUUGUGAGUCUCAAGCAAGUGGGGACGAAGGGCAGGAGCAGAACGCAGCCCUAAGACAGAGCCAGGCCUCUGAGAGGGACAGACAGUCCCCUUUGGGGGCCAGGUCUGAUCUCACCUGUAAAACCAUCAGUUUAGGUUUUGACAAGGACGUGCUGGGGGGCACUGCUCGCUCUUUGAAGUCUAGAUCAGCGUAUCAUAGAGUAAGGAGCCCAGAGACAAUGGCCCAGGAUGGGAGUCCGACCCACAGAGGGGAAUGGAAGAAUGAACCUGGGCUUCCUGGAAAAUCUCUCCAACCCAAAGACAGCUCAGAAGAGUUUAAGCAGCCAUGGACAGAAUCUACACAAGAAAGGUUCCAGUCAGUUAUACACUCUCAGGAAAGAAACCUCACUGAACACAGGGGCCCAGGAAAGUUGCAAGAAGUGUCAAAUCCCAAAGAACCACCUUCUAGAAAGAAACAGAACAAAAGAGUUAAUAAUGCUGACGAAAUGGCUAGGCUAAUUAAGAGUGUCAUGCAGCUAGAAAAUGGUAUCUUGGAAAUCGAAUCCAAGCAGAAUAAGCAGCUAUAUGCUUCCCAUACACUGGGAGUCAGUCAUGAGUUUGUGUUCCAGGACAAGGAGAUGGCUGAUCGUGUCGUUAAGCCAGGCAGCUCUAGAAACCACCUGUCUUCUCCAGAAUACACAGAUGAUACUGAUUUUAGGGAUGGUGAUGCUGGAGAAAUGGAAACUAGCAGUAGCACUGGGGAAGAUCCCCAGGACCAGAAAAUCAUGCUGAGUCCCUUCAAGUCAAGAGACUGGGUACAAGACAUUAAAUUUGUGAGAGAGCACAAUCCCCCAGCUGUAUUAGAUAGACCUGCCAGGGACCCUUGUGAUUAUUUAGGGAUAUGUACAACUCACAGUGAGUACACCAGAACUUUUGUUAAUCCAAGGAGAAGGAAAGCAUUGGCUAGAGCUGUGCCAUUCCAGCCCAGGCCCGAGUGGCCCUCUGAGGAGGAAAGUGAGGUGGUGCAUGCAUCAGCAAGGCCCAGAAGGCAGCCCCAUGGCUUGGAAAGUCUUGAGGAAUCGGAGACUAUGAAAGGUUGUCAGGAGAGCCACGUUCCCAAACACAUAAGUAGUUUUUACCCAGAGAAGCCAAAAGUUCAAGGCAGAGUUAAAGAAAUGACUAUGCAAAGAGGAGGAAACCUACAUGAGCAAUACAGAAUGGUCUCAUCGACUCAGAAAUUUCUUAGUCCAAGCCAACGCUGUAUGGGCACGUUUUUCAGCCAGGAGACAGGCUCAUUGCUGAGUCAGCCAGACUCAUCUAUGGCUCCCCAUGGAGACCUGAGUAACACCUUGCCCUUGAAUUCCCCAAGACUGCCAAGAAGCUAUCUUCAUGCGCCUGAUACUAUAGGCAUCUCUUCAGUUGACUAUGUGCUGGAUCCUACAGUGUUGAAAAUGCCUAACAGUCUCUGGGUAACUGAAGCAGGAUGUCAGGGCCAGAGUGGAGUGCCCAGAAGCCACAGCCCUCAGGGAAAUGUGCAAGAGGCGUCCUCCAGGGCGCACACUGCUUGCUGUGGGUCUGCAGUCUUCAUGGCCAUGGGAUCUUGGGAUCAAUCUGGUGCACCAGAGACCAUUCCCCUGGGGACUGAGAGCAGGAGAUCAGCAAGCAGCAGUCCCCAAGACCUAGGAGGGGGCCCCAGAAGCACCUCAAUGGGCUUGAGUACCAGCGUGGAUUCUGCUUCUGAAGCCAAGGUGGCUGUACAAAAAGGAGCAGAAAGAGCUAGUUCCCUUAACUGGGUCUCUAGCCCACUUAAAAAGAGGGUCAACUGUCCCUUAGAAGAGGGUAACAACCAGUGCAGGGAGGUGAGGCAGAAGGCAGAGGCGGCGGCCGAGGACCUGAGUCCUACCGGUGCUACUUUCUCAGCAGCCGUGUCCCUGGAGACACACCCUGAGCCCUCUGCACAUACAUCCACGGGCUUAGCGGUGCUGGAGGAAAUCAGAGAGACAGAGGCCCAUGGAGCACAGCUUCAUGACUUGGUGACUGAGGGCACAGUCCGUCCUUACUAUGAGACUUUAUUAGAGCCUGCAUGUUCUUCAAGGGCCCCGGAUGGGCCUCAGUGUCAACAAACGGACCAGCCAGUGUCAGACAGGACUGGAAAUGAGGGUGAAGCACAGGGGUUUCAUGUGGCAUCUCCCUCUGCUGAACCAGGCCAUCUGUGGACUGAUAAGAGGAAAGCCCUUAAGACCACACCCCUCUCUGCAGACAGCUUUCAGCCUCUGCCCAACACUGAAGUUAACAAAGGGCCAUGCCAGCCCUCACAGACUUCGUCCCACACUGACCCUGCUCUAGGCAAAAGCCAUUAUCCUGGAAAACUAAGGCCUUUUCUGAGAGCAGAUGAGCAGUGUAUAUGUUAUUCUGGCCCAUUUGAAAUCAUGGAGAAAAAGCAAGAAGCAAUUAGAAUUUCUGCUGAUCCUGUAGGCCCGGACAGUCUUCUUUCUUCAGCUAUAGAGGAAGCCAGGAGGGUAACAGCAGGGAAAGUAGGGGCUGCCUUAUCUUCUCAGGAACCUUCUGACAAUCCCGGAGUGAGCCAGCAUGGGAAGAGCCAGUCAGUUCCCUGGGAGAUGGCAGAGGGUAUGCCCCCUGGCAGUCAGGAGAGCAACCAGGCACACCAAGAACCUAGAACUCUACACACCACAUAUGGAGGAGAGUCAGGUAACUUCACCGUGGCUGCACAGGGAGGAAAAACAACCUGUUUUGAAAGUCAGCUUGUGAUCUGUAAUGUUCAGAAUUCUGCCAGUCUCUCAGGGGCUAACCAAGACCAUGUCCAAGUCCUCGAGGCUUCCAAUGGCUUAGAAGAAGGAAGGGCACGUCCCAAACGAAGUAGCGUCCUGCCUGGAACCCUGAGAAGAGCUGAGCUGGCAGCUCCCUCACAGCAGUGUGUGAAGACGGGGAGUGUUGGUUCUGGGCUGGCAGAAGCCUGCAGGGCUGGCAGCAAACACCUGGAGCUGGCUCCAUGGCCAGAUCAAAGACCUAGCCCAGAUCCUGGGGGAGUGAGGGAGGAGGCCCUGUGCAGAUUUUCACAGGAAACUUCAGACUGUGUUGUCUUCUCAGGGAGCACUGAAGGCAGAAAGACUCUCAGCCCACCUGGGGGGCAGGAAGGCAGCAGAACUCUUCCUUGUCAACAGCCGUGCAACCCUCAAGCCAUUGCUUCUUAUGCCUGCCCCUCCCCUUCCUCCACUUCACUGUGUUACAGAGAUGGUGGCCUGGGGAAGGCUGCCCCACAAACUCUCCACCCAGCCUGCAGAGUAUCUUUCAGGGCCUGUGGAAUGGAUGAGAGAGGAGAGAGCUAUUCCAGUGACCCUGAUGUGUUCUUGACACAUGGCCUUGAGCCCAAAGGCAUUCAUGUGAAAUUUGGGCCACCAGACAGCAGCACUCUGGAACCCUCUGCCACCACUUCUGCCCUCUCUCUGGCUCAAGGCUGCAGCUCCCCUUCUGCCCCUGACAUGAAGGCAGGUUCCCUCAGCCCCUCAGUUGCUGCAGGGGAUCCUGAGGAAAAGGUUGCCAAGAAGACAGCUCGUGCAGAGCUUGAGGCUGCCCCUUUUCCUAAAGGCGCGUGCUCUGAGCCACUGAAGAAGUUUCAGGACAGCUCAGUAGGUGGCCAGAAUGCACAGGAGUCUCAAACCAAGCCAGAGCUACCUGCAACAACCAGGAGACAACACACCCUGAAUUUAAGUGAAGGGUCUGUUGAGAGUGAGCUGCUGGUGGAACCACAGCAUGGAUGUUUAGAAAAUGCUGUCAGAUGCCUUCCAGAAAAGCCACAAUUUUCCACCAAGUCCAGGGAUCACAGUAGCUUGGAUCCCCAAGCCAAAUUUGCAGCCAAGAUAAAGCACAUCUCCCGUCCCCAGGCUGGCAGUCCCUGGGAGGAGAAAAAGCAGCAGAGAGAGCAGGCUUCGGGCGUUGGUGAAGGCCCUGCCCAGCGCAUGCAUCCCCCGUGUUCCAACGAAGGUGACUUGGAUGGCUUUGAGAUGAGAGAUGCAGGCGGAGAGGAGGGGGCUGCAGCCAGGGCCUCUGUGCCCCAGAUGUUCUCACUGGGCUUUAAAGACUCAGCCAGUGACCCCGUGGUGCCUGCUGCCCAGAGCCCUGGCCAGCCCUCUUCUGGAAGGGAGCAGCCGGCUCUCCCCCACAGGCGCUCACUUCCUGUCAUUGCCAUUUUCUCUGGCCCCAGACACUCCAGGUCCUCCCCACAGCCACAGUUCUCUGUGAUCAGCUCUUCCCGGUCUCUUCAGGAGCUGAAUUUGAGUGUGGAACCUCCUUCCCCCACAGAUGAAGAGACACAGGGGCCUAACAAAUUGUGGAACCCACAUCCUAGGGGCCACUCCUUAGAAAAGUCCGCAGUGGGGACAUCUCUGGAAGCUGAGGGCUGUGAUCAGAAAGCCUCAUCUAACGUGAACAGUAGCUCUGCUGAUCGCAGGCCCCUUCAACCUGCCAGCCCUCCUUACCCAACGCCUUCAACUCCCUUGUGCAUGCCGACCCCCAGUUUCAUGACCUGCUGGAUGUCUGGUACAGUGGAACCGACCCAGCAGGGAAAGCCACAGAGCCUGGGUGGCCAGGCCAGGCCAGAAAAGUGGCUUUCUGAGGCAGACAGAGGAGCAUUGCACUUUAGCUCCAGUGACAUCAAUCCCUACAUUCUGCCCUGCCCUCCAGCGGGUCCUGCGCCCAUUGGCUGGAAGCAGUAUGUGUUUGGCAAUACAGUCGAUGUCUCCUGUAGCCAGUCACCCCAGGGCCUGGUACCAUCAAAAAUGGCCGGGUGCUCCUGCAUGGACAAUGGCCUAGAAGAACAGAACUCCCCAUUCCACAACCACCUCAGCACAUGUGCCAAUUCCCGAGGUUCACAUGAGGCCUGGGGAGUAUGGGAUUCUUCGCUCGCCUUGGGGAACCACCACAUCUUGAAGGGCCCUGAUGGAGCAGCCCCCGCUAAGGGUCCUGAUGAGAGAGCCCAGUUCCAGGGCCCCCUUGCUGCAGCAGGCCCUCUGAGGAGUGAGUCCCCCUGGACUGAAGGAAGUGCUACAGGCCCAGUGGAUGAGAUGCUGCUGCUGUGUCCAUCAGAGGCGGGCGGCCCUGGGGGACAGUCCAGGAUGAACACCUUGGAGCAGGGCACACAGACCUUAGGCUGCAGUCUCCGCUGGAGCCACACGGACAUUGCCUCUGCCCAUUUGGAAGCCAGCGCAGUGCCGGGGUCUGAUCUGGCCUCCUGGGCCAGCAUGCACAACCUGUCUGUCCACCUCUCGCAGCUCCUACACAGCACCUCGGAGCUGCUGGGGAGCCUCUCGCAGCCAGGUGUUGCUGAAAAGCAGCAAAACACCAAGAGGGAGAGCCCAGAUGAGGCACCCCAGACCCUCAUGAUGGACGGCUGUACUCAGACCACCAUGGAUGAGGGCAUCCAGACUGACCUGGCCUCCCCACCUCUGCACCUCCAGGCCCCAGAGGCCAGCCCUCAGGAGGUCAGUGUGGUCCUUGAAGUUCUGGGCUCAGGUAUCUCCACCACGUCUCAAGAAAAGGGACACGACCCGGGGACAGUUCAGAAGAGAGAGGCGGAGGGAAAAGCAUGGAAAACAACUCGGCCCCCAGAUCUUCAGGAAGAAAGCACCCCCUGCCGGCCCCAGAGCCCUGCAGUGCCCUCACCCCAUCUGAGGGUUCAGAAGGCCCCACUUGGGCAGAACCUCCCUUUUGUGAGCCCCCAAGCUUCUCCCGAUGCUGCCCAGCCACCCGGCACCCAGCCCAGUGAACCCUCCUGCCUGGCUGUCAGCAGCCCCAGCCUUAGCCUCCCUCAUUCCCCAAGACCCUGCCCCAAUGCUGCGGAGUCUGUCGGGGAGCCCAGGGUCCCGAAGAAGUUGUGCCCCACAGGUGCCUUGUUGGUGGACAGGGCCUCUUCCCCGAUACUCGCACUUAGCGCCAGCACUCAAGGGUCAGAGCUCCCCCUAGGCUCUCUGUCUCUCUCCACCCCCUUAGCGCACUCUCUUGAAGGCCAUCAGAAGCUUGUCUCCAGCCCAGACCUUCCCCUCGACUUCCCCAAGCCUCCAAUGGAUAAUUACUCUCAAACCAUUGACGAGGCAGGCAGCCCACAGCACAGCUCAAAAACCCAAGUUUGUUUCCUAGAGCAGCCCCAUCAGCAGCUUCAGCCCCAGUCCCCCUCCGGGGUCCAGAGCAGACUGCCGCCUCUGCUGCUGAGGAGCAGGAGUCCGAUACCGGCCGAGGGCUUGGUCCCCGAGGACAUGGCUCCCCUGGAGUGUGGCCCACUUUGCAGUAGCGGGCCAAAUAAAUGGCAGAGCAGGACAGAAAAUGGGGGUGAGAGUUCAGCAUCUGCAGUGGAGCCACAACCCACUGCCAACAGUCCCUCUUCGGGGGAAGGCUGGCAGCACCUCAGUCCCUGCCCUGUAUCUGAGUUGACUGAUAAAACAAGGCUCCAGGGUUCUACCUCUGGCCCAACCGAGGCCUGCCAACCUCAGGGGCUGCUGCGCCCCAGUUCCCAGACAUGCAUGGCUCCUGAGCCCCAGCAUCACAGCCUGAGGGACCUCCCAGUGCAUAACAAAUUUAGGAAUUGGUGUGGGGUUCAGGAUGGCUCUCGUGGGGAGCUGGGAGUGACGGGGUUGCUGGGACCCAGACAUGUCAGCACUGAAGAGCAGGGACAGCAUCCCUCACAGCCUCCGGGCGCCCAGAGCCCGGACCCUGCGCGCUCCCAGAAGGAGCAGAUGCCCCUGCAAGUUGGGGCCCAGAACCUCCCUCUCAGCACGGAACUCGCAGAAGCGAAGCUGCACCACGGCUUUGGGAAGUCAGAUGCCCUGCUCGAGGUGCUGCAGAGCGGGACAGGGGAGGCACUCACUGCCCAGGAACCUGUGCUGUCCACCUGGGAGGAGCUCCAUGCCCGGCAAAAACAAACCAUUGAGUGCCUCCGGAGACAGCGGGCUGAGCGACUUCAGAACUUCCGCCGGACACGAAGCCUCAGCCCCCAGAAACAACUUAGCUUCCUGCCUAACAGGGACCUCCCCGCCCGUAACCUUGACUUACCCAGCAGGCGCCGAGAAUACCUGCAGCAACUGAGGAAGGAUGUUGUGGAGACAACCAGGAACCCAGGGUCAGCGUCAAGGUCUGUUCAGCCACCCUCUGACAUAGAGCUGAUGCUAAAAGAAUACCAGCGGGCUCGUGAGGAGGCCAAGGUGGUGAUCGCCCGGGCCCGGGACCGACUGCGGGAGCAAACGGAACAAGAGAAGCUGAGAAUCCGCCAGCAGAUCAUCUCCCAGCUGCUGAGGGAAGAGGAAAAACUACACACCCUCGCCACCUCCAGCUCCCUGUGCACCAGCUCCAAUGGAAGCCUCUCCUCUGUUGUCACUUCUGGCUACAACAGCAGCCCGGCCUUGUCAGGCCAGCUCCAGUCCCCAGGCAGUGUGGGGGAUACCAACUUGCCUGAUUCUGGAGACGCUUGGGUAGGGGAUGUGCGGGGCCGUUCUGCAGUGAGGAACAGUCAGCUGAACUUGGCUGGAUCUGCCUGGAAGAACUGGGUCUACAGUCGCAGAGCCUCUCUGGGCAGUUGCUGCUGCUCUUCAUCCAGUGUGUCCAGCCUGGGAAGCUGCUUCUCCUCCUCCUACCAGGACUUGGCCAAGCGCAUUGUGGACAUCUGUCUGGCUGAUGUGAUGGCUGCUUGCUCAGGUGAUCUGCACAAUCUCUUCAGUCGCCAGGCAGCAGCCGGCUGGAACUAUCAGGGUGAGGAGCAGGAGGUGCAGUUCUACAACAAGGUGUUCUCCUCCACUCGGCAUGGCUUCCUGGGGGCCGGGGUGGUGUCCCAGCCGCUGCCUCAUGUGUGGGCAGCGGUGAGUGACCCCACCCUGUGGCCCCUGUACCACAAGCCCAUCCAGACAGCGCGGCUGCAUCAGCGCCUGACCAACAACAUCCACCUGGUGUACUUGGUGUGCAAUCCGGCCCUGUGUGCACUGAAGCAGCCGCGAGAUUUCUGUUGUGUCUGCGUGGAAGCCAAAGAGGUGCCUGCCUUGCUGGUGGGGCAUCUUUCUAUCAUGGCAGCUCAGUCUGUAUAUGACACAUCCAUGCCGAGACCCAGCAGAGAGAUGGUCCGAGGGGAGAUCCUGCCCAGUGCCUGGAUCCUGCAGCCCCUCACUGUGGAAGGCAAGGAGGCCACCAGAGUCAUCUACUUGGCCCAGAUAGAACUUGGUGCUCCAGGUUUCCCCCCUCAUGUCUUAAGCUCCUUCAUCAAACAGCAGCCACUGGUUAUAGCCAGACUGGCUUCCUUCCUUGGUAGCUAGCACCUCACUGUCGAGAUGGUGCUGCUGAGAUUCAGGCCCAGGACGCUCCGAGGCUGCCUGCUGUGGCCACUGGGAAGACAGCACUCAGCCCGAGUUGCCAGGGAAACCCAGUCAGUACUUGGUCACCGCUGGCAGCUCUGCAAGCAAAGGGCCUGAACUCCUGACCCUGGCUGUCCAGAGCAAUGAAGCCCAAGUUGGAGUUUUCACCUUUCUUUCCUGUCUCUGAGGCCCUAUGGCAGACAAGCCGCUCCGGGACCAGGAUUGGACAUAGGCAGCGGAGCUGGGAGAUGGUGUGUGUGCUCUUGAUGGUGCUUCCCUGGUUCGGCCCAGCCCUUGGGCUGGUAGGGAGGCAGCUGUCGGCUAAGAUUCUGCUCAGACAUCGGCCUCCAGCAUUCAGUUCCACUGUGAGAUGGACUGUUACCAAAACAGAAAACUGGUUUAAAAAAAAACAGCUGCACAAACCAGAACAGUGAUUCAGCAUCGUUUCUCCUUGAAUUUUUAUCAAAUGCUUUAUUAUUAAUUUUUACUCCCCACCCCCCACUCUCUUCCUUUUCUUUACAGGAGAGGACAUUUGGGUCUUUGCCUCAGUCAGAAGUACUGAGCAAUGCUCUCUCAUGGAGCCUCAUUCCAGAGCUCAGUAGAAUGAGAAGACCACUCACUGUGGAAGCCAUCUGGACAGAUCUGGGGUCAAAGUGGGGCCUAUCUCUUUAAGGGAGUUAGGAAGUGGGCAGCCAGAUGCUGGCUGCUGACAAGGCAAGAGAAAUUUCAGAGAUGAAAAACUAUCUUUUGAAGAUGGGAGAGAACAUAAUGGAACUCCUAGAGGAGAUAAGUGAUUGGUUAGAAGGAAGCUCAGUUCCAUUCCUUAAGGCCUCAGAGCCUGGGUCUGUCUUCAGUGGUCUUGUUAGCAUUUCAUGCUGCUGCUGCAGCCACACCUAUUCUAGGAUGAAUGAGAAUGGGUUUUCUUUUGCCCUAGCCUGGCAGACCAUGAGGUUUUGAAUAGUCUGUGUGGUUACAUGGAAGUGGCAGGGGUGGGAGAGAUUCCCAGCUUUAGUACUGGUGCCCAGAAGGUAACCAUCUGGGGAUCAAGAUGUGGUAAAAAGGUAAAAUUUCUGUAGAGUACAGCAGAGGUUUAUUUUUCUAAAAGUGUUUGCAGGAUUUUUUUUCUCUUACCUCAAAUUAAGUUAUUUACAUAUUAUUGAAUGUUUUUUUUAAUUGUCUUUAAACUUAUUUUUCUGGGUUUUUGUUUUGGUGACACUUGAUAUAUUUAACAAUUUAUGUACUCCCAUCUCUUUUCAUAUAAAUCUCUUACCAAGACUGUUGAUUGAAUGGCCAGAACACUUGCAAAUUAAAAGCCUGAUCUGCACUUUUAUUAGUA
This is a messenger RNA of Myotis myotis, 15459 nucleotides long. It is a transcript of the gene STARD9, whose product is annotated as StAR related lipid transfer domain containing 9. The record is from RefSeq and is a predicted model, not a curated record. Bases 72 to 14084 code for a protein of 4670 amino acids. Gene Ontology annotation, cellular component: nucleus; centriole; cytoplasm. Lineage: Eukaryota; Metazoa; Chordata; Mammalia; Chiroptera; Vespertilionidae. Gene Ontology annotation, molecular function: ATP binding; microtubule motor activity; lipid binding. Gene Ontology annotation, biological process: microtubule-based movement; spindle assembly. The transcript is spliced from 33 exons.